This is a messenger RNA of Chlorocebus sabaeus (green monkey), 6670 nucleotides long. RefSeq names its product double zinc ribbon and ankyrin repeat domains 1 (gene DZANK1). Lineage: Eukaryota; Metazoa; Chordata; Mammalia; Primates; Cercopithecidae. Gene Ontology annotation, molecular function: protein binding. Gene Ontology annotation, biological process: eye photoreceptor cell development. The record is from RefSeq and is a predicted model, not a curated record.
CACUCCAGCCUGGGCGACAAAGAGAGACUCUGUCUCAAAAAAAAAAAAAAGGAACAGCAGCAGGCAAAACUAAAAAGAAACUAGAAAUAGCCUAAAAGGCCAGCCCCAAAUGGAUAAAUAAGUACAUGAAAAACGAAAUAAUACAGUGAGAAUGCAAGAAGUAGACUAUAAAAAUGGAAUGAAUAUGUAGAUUAUAAUUGAGCAAAAUCUGUGGAUUCUUAAUGAAAUUUGAAAAGACAAUACAGAGGUGUAAAUGGUUGCUGUGUUAAGGAGAGCGUUUUUUCUCCCUGAAACCUUCUGUGCAUUAAAAAUUAUGACGGCCUUCCUCCCCACCCUCACCUCCAAAAAGACUAGUAAGGCUUUCAUACUGGUAGUUAAUUAUUAAUACCAGGAUUUAUAAAUACAGUAGAUGGAAUGGGAGGCUUGUGUUUAUUGGUCACUGUUUAUAUUCUUGCAAACGUCCUUUUCACUAACAACUAAUACUCUGCAGUCCUUCUAAAGUGUCUUUGCAGCUUUCAAGUACUAGAACUGCUCUGGUGAAAGUGGCAAGGCUGUGAACUUGGAGCUUUCCCAAAAAAGUUAGCUCUGACUAACGUUUUGUGGUACACACAGAGUUACUUUGGUUCCCCUUGUAUGACGACUUGCCCUGAAGCCAAGAGAGGUGACACACACCAAAGGAGAGAAAAUGACUGCUGGUUCAGUGUGUGUCCCUCAGAUCAUACCACUACGAGUGCCUCAGCCUGGAAAAGCUAACCAUGAAAUUGAUAACAAUACACUUUUAGAAAUGAAAUCAGACACUCCAGAUGUCAACAUAUAUUAUACUCUGGAUGGCAGCAAACCUGAAUUUCUAAAGAGAACUGGCUAUGGGGAAAAUAACACAUUUAAGUAUAUAAAACCUAUUACUCUGCCUGAUGGAAAAAUACAAAUUAAAGCUAUUGCUGUCUCCAAAGACUGCAGACAGAGUGGCAUUGUGACAAAGGUGUUUCAGGUAGGCUAUGAACCACCGAAUGUAGUCUCUCCUGAAGACAAUGUUGAAAAUGUUCUCAAAGAUUCUUCAAGGCAGGAAUUCAAAAAUGGAUUUGUUGGAUCAAAACUAAAGAAGAAAUAUCAGAACUCUGAAAAUCAACGCAGCUGGAAUGUUAACCUCAGAAAGUUUCCAGACCUCCAGGGAGGUGAAAGAACUGACCCUAAAACUUUGAAAGAUCUUCGCUUUUCAGAGAGUCCACUGGAAAUCCCAGCUCACAGUGGAGGAUCAGGUUCGAGACCACCCACCCGCCAGUCCCAGUCUCCCGGUUUUGCACAUAUAAGUGGCCUGAAGUGUUUGACAAGCACGGAGAUAAUGAGAAUUCAAAGGGAGACAGACUUUCUCAAGUGUGCCCACUGCCUUGCCCCCCGCCCAUCAGAUCCCUUUGCUCGCUUCUGUCAAGAAUGUGGCUCUCCUGUCCCACCCAUAUUUGGCUGUCGUCUCCCACCCCCGGAAGGAGCUCAGAUGGGCUUAUGUGCAGAAUGCAGAAGCUUGGUGCCCAUGAACACUCCCAUCUGUGUGGUGUGUGAGGCCCCUCUUGCUCUACAGCUGCAGCCACAGGCAAGCCUCCACUUGAAGGAGAAGGUAAUUUGCCGGGCCUGUGGUACAGGAAAUCCUGCUCACCUGAGAUACUGUGUCACCUGUGAGGGGGCCCUGCCUCCAUCACAAGAGUCGAUAUGCAGUGGGGAUAAAGCUGGUCCUCCGCCCACUCAGAAAGGGGGGACCAUCUCCUGCUCCAGAUGUGGUCGUUGGAAUCUCUGGGAGGCGUCCUUCUGUGGCUGGUGUGGAGCCAUGCUUGGCAUUCCUGCUGGCUGCUCUGUUUGCCCUAAAUGUGGGGCCAGCAAUCACCUGUCUGCCCGAUUCUGUGGCUCCUGUGGUAUUUGUGUGAAGUCCUUGGUGAAGCUUAGCUUGGAUAGAAGCCUGGCUCUAGCUGCUCAGGAACCUCGCCCUUUUUCUGAGCCCCAAUGUGCCUGGCAGUCACUGAAUAUUCCUUUGCCCAGAUCUGAUGCUGGGACUAAGAGGGACAUAGGCACACAGACUGUUGGCCUGUUCUACCCAUCCGGCAAGCUGCUGGCAAAAAAGGAACUGGAAAUAGCCUCUCAAAAGCAGAGGCAGGAGAAAAUGAGUGACCAUAAACCGCUUCUCACAGCCAUCAGCCCAGGAAGAGGGUACUGGAGAAGACAGCUGGAUCACAUCUCUGCUCACCUCAGGUGUUAUGCUCAGAACAACCCUGAAUUCCGGGCCUUGAUUGCAGAACCCAGGAUGGGAAAGCUUAUCUCUGCUACUGUCCACGAAGACGGUUGUGAAGUUAGCAUCAGACUGAAUUAUAGUCAAGUCUCAAACAAGAACCUCUACCUGAACAAGGCGGUGAAUUUCAGCGACCACCUUCUGAGCAGUGCUGCCGAGGGUGAUGGGGGGCUGUGCGGCAGCAGGUCCAGCUGGGUGAGUGACUACAGCCAGAGCACCUCAGAUACUAUUGAAAAAAUCAAAAGGAUAAGGAAUUUCAAGACCAAAACUUUUCAAGAAAAGAAGGAGCAGCUUUUACCUGAAAACAGACUCCUGCUGAAGGAAGUUGGACCCAUGGGGGAAGGAAGAGUCUCUGUGAUCGAACAGCUGCUGGAUGAGGGAGCAGACCCCAACUGCUGUGAUGAAGACAAUCGACCCGUCAUAACUGUGGCUGUUAUGAAUAAGCACCAUGAAGCGAUUCCGGUUCUCGUGCAGAGAGGAGCAGACAUCGACCAACAGUGGGGGCCAUCUCACGCACUGCGGAGGAGACUGGCACAUCUGAGGCUACCACGUGGUCUCCUGCUGCCUUGCUUUCCCACCCGUGAUACAAGACAGAAAGGUACCAAGUCCUGUUACUUACUGUCCUAGUCUUGGUCCACUCCUGUCCCAUAACCUUCUCUUCCAGCCAUAUGCUUCUGUUGUUCUCUUGAAAAUUACUUUGAAAAUGUGAGGUGAAAAUUUCCUCGAGCAUGAGUCAUUCAUGUUAACUGCUCAUAUCUUGCCGACCACGUUGUUGACGUAAGUCUUCUAGGGACAUCACAGGCAUCUAGCACUCCUGCCUCCUGAAGUCUUACUAAGGCAAGGUCAAGGUCCGUGUCAGUGGAACAUUCUUCUGUGUACUUCAUGCCACCGCAGAGGCCAAAAUUUCAGUAGCUUUGCUUGUUAUUCUGUUUCAGAAUUGUCUCUAGUGUUAGUGUUCAAAAUAUAAUCCUGUUAAUUUUUCUAUAUGCAUUUUACUAAUGUCUGCAUUUUAAUAGUUUCUACCCCCUUUUUUAGUUUUAUUUUACAGCAGAAUAUUUGGUGUGUUGGUGUAAAGCUUUGAUGGUUGGAAUUUAUUUUCUCAAGUUUGCUUAGGGUUUACUGUGUCAACUUCUUUAUUUAUCCUACACUGUUGUAUUAUUGUCUUUAUUAAUAAAAUGGUGCUACCUUGUUUUGUGUUAAGGCAUAUUUUAUAUUUUUAUGAUUCAGAAAAGCUUUUUUAAUAGCAUUUAAGUAUGUUUGUGAUUGAUACAGAAAUUACUUGAGCACAUUUUGAAUUGAAGUGUAAGCUGCAUGAGUCCUGGCUUUAUGAAGAGUCCAGCUAAGAGGAGGAAAGUGCCUUGGGCAUUGAACAGAUUGCCUUUUUAUUUUGCUGUGCCUCAGCUUCCAUGUUUGCUUCAUCACCAUUCUACAAAUUGGCCUCUAUCGACAUGUGAUCUCAUCGCAUGUCUGUAAAGUCUGACGCUGCGGUUACACCUGUCUAUCUGAACGGUGUGUAGUAGCCUUUGUCACCCCCCUGCAGGAUCAUGGUGACUGUGGCCAGUAUGUAGCUCACAUGGUUGUGGCGAGGAAAGCUAGAGGGUUGGCCUUCUCUGAAAUAGAGCACAGGGAUCUCUUCUUCCUUUCCAGUGCAUGCCAGUGGAGGACAGUAGCAUUUCCCACUAACACCCACAUUCUGCCAAGUCUGGUUUAUAUCUGUUAGUUUCAAGAGUUUGGGCCUGGAGCUGGACCUCUGUAAACCCAGGAACAUGACCUCGACGUUCCAUCCAUCCUAUUGCUUUUAGGCAUAAAUCAUCCAGAGGUCUGGUUUUACUGUAAAAGAGGCUCAGAGAGUUGUUCCUUAGCAAACAAUUAAAAUGCUCUCUCCCAUCCGAGCAUGUUUGGCUAGUGGAGCCUAAGUGGUCUCUACACCAGAUAACUUCCAUUAAGUAGCUUGGCAGGUGGCGGAAAGCUCUUUCCUCAUUUCCUAGUUCCAUGUUUGUAUCAUUCCUACCAGAAUGAAAUCAUAUUCAACACAAGGGAAUGGCUAGGAGAAAUUCACAUCCUCCACCAAAGCUCAUUCCUCUUACUAGCAGAUUUCAGAAACACAGAUUCAAGAUCUCACUAGGUGAGAAGCCCAGAGAAAUGCUGUUUGCUUUUGGACAAGAGUUGCCCUUCUUCACUGCACUGGCAAUUCGAAACGUGCCAUCCCCUGGCUCUGUCCCAGUAGCCAGGUGAGGAAGAUGCAAGCAUCAGUCUACUUCUUAGAGGUUCAGCUGUGGACACUUAUUCCAUUAGGUAAUUUAAGGAGAGAAUGUACGUUAAUCUACCAUGAUACUUAGAUUUGAGUAAGUAGUUUGAAUUGUUUGUAUAUUAAUAGUAAAGUUUCUUUAAAGUACAAAUUCCAUGGCAGAGUCACCAUUCAGCAUUUUCCAAAACCGAACUGUGGAUCCACAGGAAAUAGCCAGCACAGAAAAUCUAACCACCAGCAAACCCCCCAUGCAAUACAUAGAAUGAAUCCUCUGCUCUCAAUUUGGAGAGAAUUGUGAAGAAAGAAGAUUAUAAGUCUACAUAGGAGAUGUGGCAACCCUAUGAAUAUAUCCCAGUUCAAAUGGUAAAUGCCUCAUAAAGGCCCAAGGAACUGUAGGGGUGAAGUGACAGACAGUUAAGCUCUAUGCCACCAGCGAGGAAGAAAGAAUGAAAGAUAAGGAGGAAAUGGAGUCUUUUCCAGACUAAUUCCAGUUAAACCUCUUUUUUUGUGAACCGCCCAGUCUUGGGUAUGUCUUUAUCAGCAGUGUGAAAAUGGACUAACACACUAGCACACAGCAUAGCCCAUGAACAUUCAAUGGCAAAUUCUUCAUUUGUGACCAGUUUGUUCUUUCUGAAAGCAUUUAUCCUUGAUGUUCUGAAAUUUCACAAGGGUAUUUUUAGAUGUGCUGUUUUUGAUUCACCCAGUUGGCCUUUUCAAUUUAAAAAGUCUUAUCUUUCUUUAGGUUAGGAAAAAUUUGUUCUAUUAUCUCUUUGGCAUUUUCUCCCCUCCAUUUUUCUAUUCUCUUUCUAGAACUGUUAGUUGGAUGGUGGACUACUUGAAUUGAUUCCCUAUGUCUGUCUUUCUUUUGUGUUUUUCCGUAGUUUCAUCUAUCUUUUUCUCUUCCAUCUUUUGAGAGAUUUUCCUAACUUUGUUGUCCAUUCUUCCUAUUGAAUAAUUGUUAUUUCAAUAAUCGCAUUUAUUCUUUCUAGGAGCUACUUUUGUUCUGAUUGUUUCUUUCUCAUAGUUUCAUAUUUUUGUGCAACAUUGUCUUGAAUCAUUCUGCAGAUACCAGUUAGAUUUUGUCUUGUUUUAAAUUCCUUGUGUAUCUUGGUUUUCUCUUUGAUUCUGCAGGAUUUUCUCAGAUGUCUAUGAGCCUUGGUUGUCCAUUCACAUUUGAGAAUGGAGUUUGCACUAGAUGACUGGUAACUUUGUAUAUAAGAGAAGGGCUUUGUCAACCAAGAGGCUUUCUGGGUAGGUGGAGCUACUCCCACGCUGGGACCCCUGGGUGCCAGAAAGUGAAAGGCUUCCCUCUGAUUCUCACCAGAGGCUCUCUUUAUCUUCCUCAGAGAAGAAGCCACUAUCCUUUUUCUCCAUAGGGAUAAAUGCAUGGCUGCAGGCACAUCUGCAGGUGUGGGGGAUGAGGGUGUUGGCAUCAAAGGAAGGAGCAGGGGCAGAGAGAGUUCAGACAUUCAAUGCCUAUCUCAUUUCUACUUUCAGUCAUGACUCUUGCCCUCCUUCACUCCUGCCACCUCUGCAUAGGAGCCUUUCAGGAGUCCGGGUACCACCCUGACCUCCAUUUCAGUUGCCCACUCCUCCCUCACUAGGUCAAACCUGACCAGGAAAUAUGAACAGAAACCCUGGCAUUGCAGCAAAAUAUGCUGUGUCUGACCUCUCAGGCCUGCCCCCUGGCUUCUAAGAUUGGUGUUUAUUUUCAUGUCAUGUAAGCCUAACUCACUAGAGCCAAGGCCAUUUUCCCUACACAAAAAUAGGAGCCUCAGCCCUGAGAAGCUACUAUCAUGCCCGAGGGGUCCAAGCCAAAGUUAAGACUAUGUCCAAUAUGUUGCAUAAACUCUUGCAGGCAGUUUAGAACAAUGGUAUUUAUUAGCAUUUAUUAAAUCAACUACCAACCAUAUCCUGUGGGUUUCUCGCAUUAAAAAAUGAAUGUGUUUAUAACCUUUUCACUGUCUAGUAUCAAAGCUUACCCUCCAUCACAGUAUUCCUCCAAGAGAAGGGCAGAGAGAGGAGACUCAAAAGGUUUCCCAGGUUAGUUAAGUAGGUCGAUGAAAAAAACAAGGACCUUGGGUCCCAUGCAUCCUCUCCAGUUUCCUGAUGAUGCUAACUAAGGAUUUAUCCAGGAUUUUUUUCCCCCU